Molecule: messenger RNA, 1842 nt
Organism: Callorhinchus milii (elephant shark)
Lineage: Eukaryota; Metazoa; Chordata; Chondrichthyes; Chimaeriformes; Callorhinchidae
Gene: pdss1
Product: prenyl (decaprenyl) diphosphate synthase, subunit 1
Exons: 11
Coding region: 17-1267 (416 amino acids)
Biological process (GO): isoprenoid biosynthetic process; ubiquinone biosynthetic process
Cellular component (GO): mitochondrion; transferase complex
Molecular function (GO): prenyltransferase activity
Source: RefSeq, a predicted model, not a curated record
GUGACGCGGGUUAAACAUGGCGCUGCCUCUGAGCCGUUACUGCGCGAGGAGCUCACUGAGCGCGUGCGGCCGCUGGGGGCUCGAGCGGGGCCGGGGGAGCGCCGGCGGCGGAGGAGGCGGCGGCGGCGUGAGCGCUUCUCUCAAGGAGCUGCAUUUAUAUAGAAGAACCUAUUUAAACAGCACCAUUUACAAGAAGCAAAAUUCUUUCUGUUCUUUCUGGCGAACUCCAUCCAGGUUUAUGUAUACCACUAGAACUAAAUAUUGCUAUACCAAGGUUCAUAGUGAUGAACAGUACAAGGAUCCCUAUAGGUUAUCUCAGAAAGAGCUGAAUAAUCUAUAUCAAGAGAUUAGACGGCAACUGGCAGUUUCUUCGGCAGACCUCAAAGAAAUUUGCGAUUACUAUUUUGAUGGAAAAGGGAAAGCUUUCCGACCCAUGAUUGUGGUACUUGUGGCAAAAGCAUGUAAUCUCCAUCAAAGUAAGAACAGAGAACUGCUAAAGAGCCAGCAUUCUGUUGGCAUGAUAGCAGAAAUGAUCCACACUGCUAGCCUUGUACAUGAUGAUGUGAUCGAUGGCUCAGACACUCGGCGGGGAAAAACCACAGUUAACAAAAUCUGGGGAGAGAGAAAGGCUAUCUUGGCUGGAGACUUUGUUCUCUCUGCAGCCUCCGUGGCCCUUGCCCGCCUUGGCAACAACACUGUAGUAUCCAUUUUAUCUCAAGUUAUUGAAGACUUGGUACGAGGAGAAUUUAUGCAGCUGGGUUCCAAAGAAAAUGAGAACGAAAGAUUUGUACAUUAUCUUGAAAAAACGUUUAAGAAGACUGCAAGUCUAAUAGCAAACAGUUGUAAAGCAGUAUCUAUACUUGGCAAUUGUGGUCCAGAUGUCCAAGAAAUUGCAUACCAAUAUGGGAGAAAUAUUGGAAUAGCUUUUCAGUUGGUAGAUGAUGUGCUGGAUUUCACAGCCUGUGCCAAUCAGUUAGGCAAGCCAGCUGCUGCUGAUCUCAAGCUUGGUUUGGCCACAGGGCCAGUGCUCUUUGCUUGUCAAAAGUUUCCAGAACUGCAUGCCAUGAUCAUGAGACGGUUCAGUUCAGAUGGUGAUGUGGAUCGUGCCUGGCAGUAUGUAUUACAGAGUAAUGGUGUUCAGCAAACCUGCUACCUCGCACAACAAUACUGUCAAGAAGCCAUCCGCCAGAUCUCCAUGCUGCAUCCCUCACCAGAAAGAGAUGCCUUGAUUCAUCUUACAGAAAUUGUAUUAACACGGGACAAAUAAGAGUACACUCCACUUUUCUACAGGCAGCUAUUGACUACAAAUGAAAAUUAUAUUAACCAUUGUCAAGUCUUCAGUUUGUUUGUGAAUUCCAAACAACUCGGACAACAGUGGAACUUUGUUUACAUGUUUGUACUAUACUAUGCCUAUGGAGAUUCAACAUCAAUUUCCCCCAAGAGGUGCUAACUCCUGCUGGUUUCUAUGGGUGCCAAUCCUCAUCCAAGCCUGCAUCAGAACCUGGACAGUGAGGCUAUUUGACCUUGAAGCAAAUCACAGCAGAGUCGGUUUCCACUCAUUCUCAUGUAUGCCUAUUCCAGUAAUUAACUAGAAAACAGAAGUAGAAAGCACGGCUGUACUAACAUUAACUGGAGCACCACUACUGUUGUCAGCCUGCUCAGGAAUCAGUCUCCUCAUUUUCUGAUCUAUUGCUUAGGCGACAUUGGGAGUUCCUUUACCCAUUAGAAAUCAUGAAGAUAGUUCAUUGAACAACAAACAGCCCUGUCUGUCGUUCAAUUUACGCAACCAUGGCUUGAGUCAACUCCUGUCCAACUUAAUUCAUAAAAAACAUUUUAUCUGAA